AUGUGCAAGGUGUUUGCGAUGACCUUACAUGGAGCAGCCUAUGAUUGGUUUCAUACCCUACCGUCUAGGUUGAUCAGCUGCUUCAAGGAGUUGGCUUUCUUUUUCACCAAUGAGUACACUUCCUAUCGGACGAUUAAGAAACAAGCCGACCACUUGUUCAACUGGCGCAAGGAGCAUGAUGAGUGCCUCCAAGACUACAUCAAAAGAUUCAAGGUGGAGAAAUCCAACAUUGUGGGAUGCGAUAAUCGAAUCGCACCCUCUGCCUUCAAGAAGGGUUUACUAGCUGAGCACUAUCGCUCCCAGCCAAACUUUGGUAGAGGUCUUCUCGACUGCGAAACACUACGCACUCUAAGACAACGAUCGAAUCGCUGCAAAUAA
This is a messenger RNA of Prunus mume (Japanese apricot), 378 nucleotides long. The record is from RefSeq and is a predicted model, not a curated record. NCBI's taxonomy places the organism in Eukaryota, Viridiplantae, Streptophyta, Magnoliopsida, Rosales, Rosaceae.